Molecule: messenger RNA, 2216 nt
Organism: Trifolium pratense (red clover)
Lineage: Eukaryota; Viridiplantae; Streptophyta; Magnoliopsida; Fabales; Fabaceae
Product: O-fucosyltransferase 30
Exons: 3
Coding region: 483-1946 (487 amino acids)
Source: RefSeq, a predicted model, not a curated record
AUUUUCCAAAAGUAAAAUAUGGUAAUAGAAAUAAUAUCACGAGAUGCUACUUGCGAUCUGAAACAAUUCUCCCCAGCGGCACUCGCUUUCUCUCUAACACCGGUGCUUUCUCUUCCGCCGGCGACACUAUCUCUUCCGGCAGUGGUUUCUAUUACUCACAGAUUGCACUUCCAGUACUCCUCUUCUCUUCAACCUUGCACCCUAUCUCACAACAGGGUAUGGUAAAAACAACUAAAAUCUUACUGUAACGAGGAUUAGUAUCGAUUUGCCUCAUUUGUAUAAACCAUAGAUUUUUUAUUUUUUAUUUUUUAAAUUUGUUAUCUGAUUUCCAUGCAAGAAAAUCCACUGAGGUUGCUAACGUCGGUAACGUUAGGUGAUUCGGAUCUGUAAAAUUCAUGGCUUUCUGUGGAUCGAUAUUUUUUCGGACCGAAUUAACAACUACAAACCCUUGAAUAAUUUGAAUAGCAUCAAACCCUAACAAAAUGUUACCUAAAAGAAAACCACAUUACAGAUUCCCACUCAUUCCGGUAUCCCUUUUUGUGUCUUUCUUCUCCUUUCUUUUUCUUUAUUACUAUUAUUAUUACUCUCAUUCCACUCAAUUACCCCAAACUGUAACAAAAAUAUCAGAUACACUAAAAUGCUCUUCCCAAGCUCUUGCAUUAAGCGAGAAAUUCAUGUGGUAUGCGCCUCACAGUGGAUUCAACAACCAGCUUUUGGAGUUUAAACACGCUGUUUUGAUUGCUGGGAUACUUAAUCGAACUUUGGUUGUUCCUCCUGUUUUGGAUCAUCAUGCUGUUGCUUUAGGUAGCUGUCCUAAGUUUCGGGUUGUGGAACCCAAUGAUAUUCGGAUUUCUGUUUGGGAUCAUGUCAUUGAGCUACUUCAGGGUGGAAGGUAUAUCUCCAUUGCUGAAGUUAUAGAUAUCACAUCUUUAGUUUCUUCUGGUCUUGUUCGAGUCAUUGAUCUUAGGGAUUUUGUGUCGAUAUGGUGUGGCAUCAGCUUAGAUUUGGCUUGUUUUAAUGAUUCGAAGUUACAGUCGUCUGUUUCUAAAAGCCUAAAGCAAUGUGGAUCCCUGCUAGCAGGGUUUCGUGGGAAUAUUGAAAAAUGUAUAUAUGCUAUCAAUGAAGAUUGCAGAACUACAGUGUGGACUUACCAUGUAGAUGGUCAUGAAGAUGGCAUUUUGGAUUCAUUCCAACCCAAUGAUCAGCUGAAGCAGAAAAAGAAAAUAUCUUAUGUUAGGAGACGGAGGGAUGUAUUUAGGGCGCUUGGACCUGGUUCUGAAGUUGAAUCAGCUUCAAUGCUGGCAUUUGGAAGCCUCUUCUCUGCUCCAUACAAAGGUUCUGAGUCAUAUGUUGAUAUUCAUGAAUCUCAUCAGGACCAGAGGUUUUUAUCUUUGAUGGAGAAGAUUAAGUUUCUUCCAUAUGUCCCAGAAGUUAUGAAUGCCGGAAAGGAGUUUGCUAAAGCAACCAUAAACGCUCCAUUUCUCUGUGCACAGCUUAGAUUGCUGGAUGGGCAGUUUAAGAAUCAUCAUAAGGCUACAUUUGAUGGGUUAAGGCAAAAAUUAGAAUCUUUGGUGCAGAAAGGUCCUCUACCCAUACAUAUUUUUGUAAUGACUGAUCUUCCUAGAAAUAAUUGGACUGAUACUUAUUUAGGUGAUUUAACUAGUGAUGCACAUAACUAUGAGGUGCAUUUCUUAAGAGAGGAUGAUCAGCUAGUUAUGCAAGCAGCCAAAAAACUAACCACAGCUGGUUAUGGACAGAGGUUUAUUCCAAAUUCAGUUUCUAGAAUUGGUAAAAAAUAUUGUUCCAAUCAGAGAUUACCUGAUGUACUUCUGUAUGUUGAGCAGGCUGUGUGCAGUUGCGCAUCUCUUGGUUUUAUUGGAACUCCUGGAUCAACCAUUGCUGAAAAUAUAGAACUAAUGAGAAAAUUUGAUUCUUGUUCUAGGUGAAGUUGACAACUUUGUGGAAAAUCAUUUUUAUCGUAUGGCACUAAAUCUUAUUGGAGUGAUGGAAAGGUAGUUCAAUCAGACCAUAAAUUAUUGCACAGGCCAUGUUUUGAAUUAUCUAUUCAUCUUCCAAGUUUUGAUGAUUAGUUGGCCAUGCCAAGCCAUAAUCAUUUGUUAGGAGAAGACACUAUACAGUAGCUGCUAUGGCUGUUUGAUUCCAGAAAAAUGUGUUCUUAUCAAAUGAUUGAAAGUUAUCUUCUUUUGUGUCUGCAA